AUGUCGCAAAAUCUGAUUGCGGCUCUCAACACAUUCUACGCACCGACCGCGGAUGCAAAGAGCCGGGAGCAGGCUGACAAGUACCUGCGGGAAUUCCAGAAGGAAGACGAGGCGUGGCAGGUGUGCCUGGAGGUGUUGCAGCCCAACGAGCACAGUACCGAGGCCAAGCUGUUCUGUGCCCAGACUCUGCGAUCCAAGAUUGUCUUUGAUCUGCACCAGGUGCCAGCUGACCAAUUGCUGUCGCUCAAGGAGAACCUGGUCUCGUUGUUUGAGCAGUACAAGGAUGGACCUAAGCUGAUCCGAACCCAGCUGGCUAUUGCUCUUGCCAAUUUCUCGCUGCAAGUGCUGCAAUGGCAAGGAGUGCUGCCGGAGAUGGUGCAGCGGUUUAACAAUUCGCCUGCUGCGUUGCUGCAGUUUCUCAAGGUGCUUCCUGAGGAACUGAGUGACAUGAAGCGAACGUUCCUGUCUGACGAAGAGUACCAGAAGCGGACGGACGAGCUGCUGCAGGAGAACGCAAAGUCCGUGCUCGAGCUGCUGCUGCAAUACUCCAAGUCACAGGACCCCACAGUGCGAGAGCUAGUUUUCUACUGCAUCAACUCGUGGCUGGGAGAGCUGGACGUGGUGGAGAUCAUCAACUCGCCUCUGCUGGAUAUCAUUUUCAACGCUACCGGCGACGAUGCUACCUUCGAGCCAGCCGUUGACUGCAUCUGCUCGCUGGUGAGAGAGACACGUGACGUGCACGAGUUCGAAGACUCCAUUGCCAAGCUGCAUGAACGGGUGCUCAAACUACGACCCAAGAUCCACGCCGAGCAUGACGAUCCGGAGGUACUGCGGGGACUCACGCGGCUAUUCUCCGAGGCCGCAGAGUCAUGGCACGUGACCAUUGCCCGAAACCCAGACACUUUCCGAGCUCUAGUUGAGACUGUAUGUGAAUGUGCAGCUUUCGACGAUGAUCUCGAUGUUGUCCAAUACACUUUUUACUUCUGGUACAACCUCAAGCAGUUGCUGGUGCUGGAGCCCUACCAGCAUGCCCGAGAGGUGUUCCGAGACAUUUACGCCAAGCUCAUUGAUAUCAUGAUUGCCCAUCUGCACUAUCCCAUGGACGGCUUUGCUGACAAAAACGAAGAGGACAAGUUCCGAACGUUUCGACACGACAUGGGCGACGUGCUCAAGGACUGCUGUGUGGUUAUUGGCGCCUCUGAGGCCCUGGCCAAGCCCUUUAAGCAGAUUGUGGACCUUGUGGAGGCUGGACGAAACGGCCAGAAUGUGCCCUGGCAGAAAAUCGAGGCCCCUCUCUUCUCUAUGCGUUCCAUGGGUAAAGAGGUAUCUCCUGAGGAGUCCGUAAUUCUGCCUCGGCUCAUGCAGCUGCUGGUUUCGCUUCCUGAGCACGAAAAGAUCAGAUACGCUGCUACUCUGGUACUGGGAAGAUACACUGCCUGGACUGCCAACAACCCGCAGUUUCUGCAGGACGAGCUCAACUACAUCACUGCCGGUUUCAGCUACUCGCUGACCGUGCAGACAGCUGCAGCCCAGGCGCUCAUGCAUUUCUGCCAUGACUGUGGUCCUCUGCUGGCAGACUACACCGAGCAGCUGCACACCUUCUACACAACCGUGGGUCCCCAGCUGGAUCUCGACUCGCUUUACGAGAUCACUGAUGGUUUGGCUCACGUGGUCGAUACCCUUCCCCAGGACAAGAUCUACGCUUCUCUGGAGUCCUUCUGCGACCCCACUUUCGCGUCUCUUGCCAACCUGGCCAAGCAGCCUUCUUCCGAGGAGACUUGCACGGCAGUCGCUGACCAGAUCGAGGUCGUUAAGAUCUUCCUCGAGCUCAUUCGAGCUGAUUACAACGAUCCCCAGAAUCCUCUGGCUCGAUACGUGCUCAAGACGUGGCCUGUGGUCACCGAACUGCUUUCCAAGCACGGAAAAUCGUCCAUUGUCGCCGAGAGAAUCACUAAAUACAUCAAGUUUGUGUGUCUCCGGGCCUGUGGACCUUCUCUUAAGCCCAUUUUGGGCGAGAUUGCCAAUCUGCUGGUCGUUGCAUUCGAAAACACACAAUACGGCUGUUUCCUGUGGACUUCGGGCGAGGUUCUGCGAGUGUUUGGACCCGAAGAAUGCGAGGCAGACACCCGAGAAGCGUCGUGGGAGUUUGCCCAGCGCCAAAUCUCCACUGCCUUUGCAUUCAUUUCACAGCGGGAGCAACAGGGCCUGGAUUUUAGCGACAUCUCUGAUCUCAUUGAGGACCUGUUCCGACUUCUGCAAGAUACUCUUCUGUACUUCCCCUACAGACUCAUCACUUCGUCUUUCCUAGAGCCCAUUGUGCAGGUGAUUCUCAUGACUCUUCAGCGCCUGGAGCAUCUGGAGCCUCUUAUUGCCUGCCUGCAUUUCUCUCGUGAUCUGUUCUCGUUUGGUUUCGAGAGCCCCUCUUCUUCUGCUACAUCUGGACCCAUUCCUCCAGAUGUACGAUCCACCAUUGUGCAGACUGUUGCGUCUCAGGGCCAGAAUCUCACUACGGCCAUUAUAAUUGGUCUGAUUCACUCCUUCCCCGGUGACUGUGCCACUGAUGCGUCUGGUCUGCUCCUGGCCAUCUUCCAGCUCGCCAACAAGGAGGCCGCUGUGACUUGGAUUGCGCAUACCCUUGAUCAGCUGCCAGCCGGUUCUGUGGCCCAGAAGGAGCGAGAGAAGCUACUUCAGAAUGCCACCACUGCGUUUGGAUCAGGAGAUUACAAGCGGGUGAGAGUCUUGGUUCGGGAUUUCGCGGCUUGGUACUCGAGACGAAAUGUGACUAGACGAACUCGAUUGAAGUUGUCUGGUCCUAAUUUUGUUUUUAGAAGCUAG
This is a messenger RNA of Yarrowia lipolytica CLIB122, 2835 nucleotides long. RefSeq lists its product as uncharacterized. NCBI's taxonomy places the organism in Eukaryota, Fungi, Ascomycota, Dipodascomycetes, Dipodascales. Gene Ontology annotation, molecular function: small GTPase binding. Gene Ontology annotation, biological process: protein import into nucleus. The record is from RefSeq and is a predicted model, not a curated record. Gene Ontology annotation, cellular component: cytoplasm.